AUGUAGAGUGCAUAAAAACUUACAUAAUAAAAUUAAGAUGCUUUCUCUUAAUUCUUUGAUAAAUAUAUAUCGUCCUCCAGCAAACUAUAAACACACAGUGUCAGAGAGCUUGCCCAAAAACUGGCGAUUUAAUAUUUUAGUGGUUAGAUCCCUCCUAGAUUUUAAACAGAGAACAAUAUGAGAAAGAAAAAUAGAAAAAUAGUUUACAAAUAAAUUGAAACAGACGCAAUUGAGAAAGCCAAAGCGCAAUUUAAAGCCAAGAAAGAGAGAAAGGAAUCGCAAUUACGAAAGUUGCCUCCUGUUCCAAAAAAGCAGGAUACUCAAGAAAGAAGUUUAUCCAUGUAACCUCCUCUAAAAUGUUUAUCUGCUCAACCUAAAAGAUCUAUGCCAUCCACAUAUUUCUAUUACAUAGGAGAAGGGAAUAAUCAUGAGUUAAUUAAAAAGUUACUGGAUGAGAGAUAAAAUUGGGUCUAGGUGAAAGAUGCUAGUCUGAAAAACAUUAAUUUUAAAUGGCAAGAAACUGAAAAAGGAUACGAAUAUCGUACUUUGGCAGGAAAUUUAAAGGAUUCUAAGCCACAAAUGCUUAAUCAUUUUGAGUUUCAUGCUGAGAUUUCAAAUAAAUAUCACUUAGCAUUAAAUUUUAAGACAUUUUGUGAUGUAAGUUUAUUCAUCUAUUAUGAACAUAGAAAAGCUAACUAAACGUAUAAGAUUAUAUUCCAAUAAGUUUUGCCAUUGAAUGUACCAACUAAAAUUUAAAAGCUGGCCUAUUUAAUUUCUUAACCUUUUAUAGAUCUUAUUGUCCUUAACAUCAAUUAUAAGAGUUAGAUAAGACAAUAAAGUCUUAUUAAUUUAAGUACGGGAGUCAAUUGGAAACUAAAGGUGAUUAAUACCCCACUCUAUUUGCUGGAGAGAAUCUCUGGAUCUUCAAACCAGCAAAUAUGAAUUAAGGACGAGGAAUCCAUGUUGUCAGAAACCUACAAGAAAUAAUCGAUAUUUAUAAUAGAUAUUAGAACGGGUACAAGGAGCAUCUGUUGGAAGUAAAGAGAAAUGAGAAUAAUGAAAUAGUAACUAAGAUUAUUUACAUAAAUACAUUGAUGACGGAGCAAUUUGUGAUUCAGAAAUACAUUGAGAAACCUUUAUUGAUUAAAGGAAGGAAGUUUGAUAUUCGAACUUAUGUGAUGAUAACAUCGAAUUUAGGAUUCUUCUUUUUUAGGUAUCUAUCUAAUUUACUAUUUAGAGAAGGGUAACUGAGAUUGGCUACUGAAACAUUCGAUGCCAAGUAACAAUCCAAUUAUGUCCAUUUGACUAACAAUGCUGUUCAGUAUUCACAUCCUUAGUAUGGCAAGACUGAAGAGGGCAACCAAUACAAUUUUGAUCAGGCUUCAUAAUACUUUAAGAUGGAUUUUCGAAAAGAAGUACCUAUUAAUAUUAUGGAAUAGGUGAUUCAAAAGUUGAAGUAGAUUUCUCUAUUGGCUUUUUAAAGUGUGAAGGGGAAGAUUAAUAAAUACAAACGGAAAAACUGUUUUGAGAUCUAUGGGAUGGAUUUCAUUUUAGAUGUGGAUUUCAAACCAUGGCUGAUUGAGGUGAAUACAAAUCCUAGUUUAGAAGUCACCAGUAAAUUGUUGGGGAGUCUGUUCCCAAGGUUGAUAGGUAACAGUUGAGUCUUAGAAGUAGAUGAUGCAUUUAAAUUGACAGUUGAUAGACUAUUCCAUCAAUAAAAAGCAGCCUCCAAGUAUCCAUUUCUUAAUUAUUCAAAUGAGGAGAAUCUGUGGGAAUAUGUUAAUUAACUUUGA
This is a messenger RNA of Paramecium octaurelia, 1793 nucleotides long. NCBI's taxonomy places the organism in Eukaryota, Ciliophora, Oligohymenophorea, Peniculida, Parameciidae. The record is from the annotation of a GenBank genome assembly.